This is a messenger RNA of Pomacea canaliculata, 579 nucleotides long. RefSeq names its product cytochrome P450 18a1-like. The record is from RefSeq and is a predicted model, not a curated record. The coding region runs from base 95 to 502 and encodes 135 amino acids. NCBI's taxonomy places the organism in Eukaryota, Metazoa, Mollusca, Gastropoda, Architaenioglossa, Ampullariidae. The transcript is spliced from 2 exons. Gene Ontology annotation, biological process: xenobiotic metabolic process. Gene Ontology annotation, cellular component: intracellular membrane-bounded organelle; cytoplasm. Gene Ontology annotation, molecular function: iron ion binding; heme binding; oxidoreductase activity, acting on paired donors, with incorporation or reduction of molecular oxygen, reduced flavin or flavoprotein as one donor, and incorporation of one atom of oxygen.
CAUUGAACAGGUGUCACUCUUGGUAUCCUCUUUAAUGCUGUGUCAGGCUCGAGCUCAAGCUGCCGUCGUUGUAAAAGACAGCUAACAGAGCACCAUGACAGCUCUACUGGAAAUGCUCGACAUCAACACAGGCCUUGCUUUAGGCGUUGUCGUGUUGUCGUUGUUGUGGUGGCUUUCCGUCAGACGACCUGCAGGUGCACCUCCAGGACCUUGGCUGGCUGUACCACUGCUGGGUCACCUGCUGCUGAUGAUGAUGAAGAAAGAUACUCGGCAGCAGUUCGCAGCAUGGCGACGACAGUACGGCGACGUGUUCAGUCUGUACCUGGGCAGCCAGCUGGUGGUGGUGCUCAACGGCUACAAAGUCAUCAAGGAUGCAUUAGUAAAAAAUGCCGACGCCUUCUCCGACAGGCCUAAUAGUUUUAUAUUGGAUAUUAUAACGGACAGCAAAGGAGUUUUGGACACCUCUGGUGCGGUGUGGAAAGACCAAAGAAAGUUGCUAUAGACAUCCUACGUGAGCUAGGGAUGGGCAAAAACGUGCUGGCGGUAAAGUCCAAGAAGAGAUCAAAGAGUACAUCAGGG